AUGAGUAUCAAAUACCUCUACCUCAUUCAUAAAGUAAAUGCCUCCAGCUCUGGAAUUCAUUCACUAGUAUGUCGACAGCAUUCACAAAGAAUAACUACUCUAGCGAUUCUCCGCUUUGCGACAAACUUGGUCCGGUCUCUAUUGCUUGGAUCUACGAUGGCUCAAGGCACACCUUGUGCCGCUUGCAAACUGAACUACUCUGACCCAUAUUCUCAUCACUUAUUCUUAAUUGUUCUCUCUGUUCUAUCUGUUCUCUCUGUUCUCUCUGUUCUAUCUUUCUCUCAUUUCUUUCUAUUCUCUGUUCUCUCUGUUCUUUCUAUUCUCUCUGGUCUCUCUGUUCUCUCUGUUCUAUCUGUACUAGGUGUAGCUGUCUUAGAGUUUACACUACAAUUUUUUCGUAGUUGUUACGAAACAUGUCUCAUAGUUGAAUCUACUAUUGCAAAAGAUCGUCAAUGCAUCAUCGAUCUCUACAAUCAAAGACUUUUUUGUCCAUUUUGGAAUAACGAUGGGCGAACAUCAGAUGAUCGAUUAUUCUUCUCUCUCUUUGUGUUUGAAGUUAUUGUUAUUGUUAUUGUUAAUGUUACUGUUAUUGUUAUUGUUACUGUUGACUAUCUCAAAUUAAAUAACUAUUUUGAAUAUACUAGAUUAGAGUUUGUUAAUUUAAUAUGUCUUUGUGGUGACGGUCCUAUUCUAAGAUAA
Molecule: messenger RNA, 699 nt
Organism: Heterostelium album PN500
Lineage: Eukaryota; Evosea; Eumycetozoa; Acytosteliales; Acytosteliaceae
Exons: 9
Coding region: 1-699 (232 amino acids)
Source: RefSeq, a predicted model, not a curated record